ACCAUCAUAGGAGAGCCAGAGUGAGAACAAGUACUUACCUCCAACAUAAUCAGCGUCACUGCUAAUCACUCUCUCUUCUUGCUAUCAAAACCCUAACUCGUUCACUUGAACUGUGGGAGCCUUUAAUGGCGUCGAAGUUCGGAUUGGCUGGUGGGAUACCGGAGCGCCGGGUCCGACCCAUUUGGGACGCCGUUGAUUCUCGCCAGUACAAAAAUGCUCUCAAGCUCGCUACCUCUCUUCUCACUAAGAACCCCAAUUCACCCUAUGCUCUGGCACUUAAAGCUCUUAUCUUGGAAAGAAUGGGGAAAGCUGAUGAAGCUUUAUCUGUUUGCUUACAUGCAAAAGAGCUUUUAUACAAAAACGACUCUAUGUUAAUGGAUGACCUCACUCUUAGUACGCUGCAAAUUGUGUUUCAACGCCUUGAUCACUUGGACUUGGCUACUGGCUGUUACGAACACGCUUGUGGGAAAUUUCCAAACAAUUUGGAACUAAUGAUGGGUCUUUUUAAUUGCUAUGUUCGGGAGUACUCAUUUGUGAAGCAGCAACAGACAGCUAUCAAGAUGUACAAACUUGCUGGUGAAGAGAGGUUUAUGCUCUGGGCAGUUUGUAGCAUCCAGUUACAGGUGUUUUGUGGAAAUGGGGGAGAGAAGCUUUUACUUUUAGCUGAAGGUUUAAUUAAGAAGCAUGUAGCCUCCCAUAGCUUGCAUGAGCCUGAAGCUCUGAUGGUAUACAUUUCUAUAUUGGAGCAACAAGCAAAGUAUGUGGAUGCUUUGGAAAUUCUCACUGGGAAUUUAGGAUCUCUGUUAAUGAUUGAAGUUGAUAAACUACGUAUACAGGGAAGGCUACUUGCUAGGGCGGGUGAUUACAGUGCUGCUGCUGAUAUUUUUCAGAAAAUCUUAGAGCUAAGCCCUGACGAUUGGGAGUGUUUCAUACAUUAUCUAGGCUGUUUGCUGGAGGAUGACAGCUACUGGCGCAAUCAAGCCUUGAUUGAUCCAAUUCAUCCAUCAAAAUCUGUUGAUUACAAGAUUUUACAUUUGGAAGAUGAAGCAUUUGACUCUCGAAUAUCAAAGGCAUUAGCUUUUGUACAAAAAUUACAGGCAGAUACUGAUAAGAACAUUGUAAGGUGUCCGUACCUGGCAAAUAUUGAAAUUGAAAGGAGAAAGCACUUGCAGGGAAAGGGGGAUAAUGACAAAUUAAUAGAGUUUUUGAUGCAAUAUUUUGUUAGGUUUGGUCACUUAGCCUGCUCCCCUACAGAUGUUGAAAGUUUCCUUGAUGUCUUAAGCCCUGAUAAGAAGAUGGAGUUCCUGAACAAGUUGAAAAGAAGCUUUGACUACAUUACUAGUGUACCAACAAAAAUGCUUGGGCAGUCAAUUACUCUUUUCAAAAUUCAAGAAUUGGCUGGAAAUAUGUUUGAUCUUUCUGUAACUGAACUUGAGGGUCAUGCUGUACAAAUGGCAAAGAUGUAUUAUCAAAACCUUCCACUAUCAAAGGAUUUGGAUUCACAAGAGAGUAUGCACGGUGAAGAGCUGUUAUCCAUGGUGUGCAAUGUAUUAAUUCAGUUAUUCUGGCGUACUAGGAAUAUUGGCUACUUUAUAGAGGCAAUUAUGGUCUUGGAGUUUGGCUUGAAUAUCCGAAGAUAUGUAUGGCAGUACAAGAUCUUAUUGUUGCACUUGUAUUCCCACUGGGGUGCUAUUUCAUUAGCACAUGAACGGUACAAAUUGCUGGAUGUCAAAAAUAUUCUGACAGAAACUGUUUCUCACCACAUUUUACCCCAGAUGUUGGUUUCUCCCCUUUGGGUGGAUUUAAAUAAUCUGUUACAAGACUACCUUAAGUUUAUGGAUGACUACUUCAGAGAAUCUGCUGAUCUGACAUUUCUUGCUUAUCGCCAUAGAAAUUACUCAAAGGUAAUUGAGUUUGUCCAGUUCAAAGAACGACUUCAACACUCUAAUCAGUACUUAGUUGCAAGGGUUGAAGCAUCAAUUCUGCAACUAAAGCAGAAUGCAGAUAAUAUUGAAGAAGAAGAGGCUGUCCUUGAAAGCUUGCAAUGUGGAGCUCACUUCCUUGAACUCUCUAAUGAAAUCGGAUCCAAAUCUUUGACCUUUAAUGAAGAUAUGCAGGCAUGCCCGUGGUGGGCGCCAACGACAGAAAAAAAUUAUCUUUUGGGCCCUUUUGAAGGAGUUUCAUACUGCCCAAAAGAAAACUCGAUUAAAGAAAGGGAAGGAAGAGUACGUAGAGCUGUUGAGAGGAAAUCUCUUCUUCCUCGGAUGGUUUAUCUGUCUAUUCGUAGUGCUUCGGCAUCGCUCAAGGAUAAUUUUGAGGUUAACGGUUCAAUUUCUGACAGUAAAAUCUCGUCAGAACUGAAGAUUUUGCUUGAGCGUUAUGCAAAAAUGUUGGGGUUUUCUCUCAGUGGUGCAAUAGAAGUUGUUUUGGGUGUUUCUGGUGGCCAAAAGUCUUUUGAGGUGUUUGGUUCGGACUUGAUUGACUGGUUGAACUUUGCUGUAUUUUUGAAUUCAUGGAAUUUGGGUUCCCAUGAACUUGGUCGGGCAGAUGGAGAUGGAUGUCAGCCUCAAACUUGGCAAAUUGUAAAUUCCUUGCUGGAGAAGUAUGUUUUGGAGAAUAUGAAAUUGACAGAGCUUUCAAUUACCUCUCCUUGGAAUAAUCUUUCAGUACUGACACAGUUGGUUACAGAGCCUUUUGCUUGGCAUGGUCUUGUGAUUCAAUCCUGUGUUCGUUCAUCUCUUCCAUCUGGCAAAAAGAAGAAGAAAACUGGACCUUCAUAUCUGCCAGCUCUAUCUCAUACUCGUGAUUUGGUCCUUUCCUUAUGUGGUACAUUAGAAAAGCUUAUGGAGUGGGUAAAAGAGCAGAUCAACAAGCCAGAGGAUGAAAAUUUGGAGUCUUUCCUCUCUUGUUUGCAGAAGAAAGGACAGGAAGGCCCUGGCCAGGUUUUCCAGAUUCUAGAAACUCUAGUCUCGUCCAUAAAUGACAUUGACUAUGGUGAUCGAAUCUCUCAAGCACUCAAGUCUUGGAAUCACGUCGAUAUUGCAAGAAAAAUAGUAACAGGGAAAUGCACAGUAUUGGCUGAAUUUCUUCGAAUUUGCGAGUCAAAAUUCAAGAUGCUACAAUCAUUAAAACGGCAAUUAGCUCAAAUCUAAAGAGUUAGGAUUUCAUGUUUUUAGGUCGGACCACUUGGUGCUUUGUUUGUUUCAUCUUUUGAUGCUUUCAUCCCAUCUUAAGACUAAGAUGUCCAGCUGGUGCUUUGUUUGUUUCAUCUUUUGAUGCUUUCAUCCCAUCUUAAGACUAAGAUGUCCAGCUUGGAAGAUGUUGAGGAGAUUGAGUUCAUGUUUACGCUUUUGCUCUACACCGAAACAUCAUUAGACUGCUGGUGUGUUUUGGCAUCUAAGGUUUAAUGUUGGCUGGUAAAUCAUCGACUUUAAUAUUUUUGUUUGCCCUUUGAUUGACAGUGUAGCACUGUAGAAUAAGCAAGCCGAGUUCAUUUUAUUUUUUGUUUUUACAUUUGAGAUGUGAGGUUUAAUCUAGGCUCGAAGCUUUGUAUUAUUUGAGCAUAAAUUUUGGCAAAUGUAUUUUUUUUUUGGUUCAGUCAAAAUCAUGGAUUUUCCAAAUGAACAUUUAUUUAUUCUUCCACACAUCAUGUCACAAUCAUUGGAUGCGUUUGGUAAAUUGUAGCCUUAUAGAUGAUUAGAAAAUAAAUUACAUUGUUUGAAAUC
Molecule: messenger RNA, 3725 nt
Organism: Humulus lupulus (European hop)
Lineage: Eukaryota; Viridiplantae; Streptophyta; Magnoliopsida; Rosales; Cannabaceae
Product: N-terminal acetyltransferase B complex auxiliary subunit NAA25
Exons: 19
Coding region: 126-3152 (1008 amino acids)
Biological process (GO): N-terminal peptidyl-methionine acetylation
Cellular component (GO): NatB complex; cytoplasm
Molecular function (GO): protein binding; protein-N-terminal amino-acid acetyltransferase activity
Source: RefSeq, a predicted model, not a curated record